AUGCUGAGCUCAAUAGCCGAUGGACCAAUUGAAAUCGGAGGAAUUUCACAUGGAUCUGAACCAAGUCAAGUGUUCGAUGCACCAUGCGGAAAAACUAAAAUUGGUUCGGAAGAUCUUAAUUCAUCCAGAGCGCAGCAAGAAGCACUGAAAAAAAAAGGAACAUCGGAAAACGAGAAAUUAAACAACAAAUAUUUGGUGCCGUAGAGGGGGUGGGGAGGAAGUGUAACAAACACAUACAAACAGAGAAAAUCACCAAAUAUUUAUCCAUUUACACCAUUUUUCUCCUUCAUUUUACCACAUUUUCUCCACUUUUCUUCAUUUUUCUCCCAGCCGAUAUUAUUCAUCCGCUCUUUUUGGGUCUCAAUUCUCGAGUAGGUGUUCCCUGGUCAUAAUCGCCACCCACGCAACAUUUCGGAAGGCCUUUUUGGGUGAAGAAGUACCGCCGGGUACAUAAUUGCACCUAAUUGAAGGGAUUGGAGUGUUUUAGGAGAUUUUGAUAGGCUAGGGACUUUUUAUAAUGUUUCAGGAGUUAGAAUUUUUCUUAAAAACCCCAUUCCCGGGCCUAAAGUUGGGCCAAUGUUGUUGAAAUUCGCUUCAGAAUCCCUAUUUUGGCCGAUGGAACAUAUCGAUCCAUAAUAAAAGCGCCUAUAAUCCAUCAUCCAGUGUUCUGCCAAAUGCUCCGUGUGCUUUUGCUUUUUCACCUGCUCUUCUCUUGCACACCGUCCGUCAUUCAUUCAUAAAUAUCGGGUUACCACUUGGACCAGGUACUGUAGAACUGAAUUGACUGUGUUCGGUCCGAAAAGGUACUUGACAAGUACUUCACGUGGCGGCCGACUCUGAGCGUUGAAUUUCAUUUACACACAAUAAGCUGACAAAAAAUGAUUUCGCCCACCCGGAAAUCGAACGUUUGGUCUUUAAAUUAAUAGACAAUCAUAUGCUGAAGGCUGGACUACAUAUCAAACUUUAUGUGCAAAAAGGUUCGAUUCCUGUGGGAACACCAAAAUCGUACAAAAAGACGAUAAAAGUACAGUAUCCCGAGAGUAGGGUCAUAAAAUCGUUUCGAUUCUCGCUUAGUCAUCAUCAGAGAUCGUACUAGGAACCUUUUGACAAACAAACAAAGUCCCAGUCGGCCUACAACAAUUUUAUUUUAUUUAUCGCAUAAAACAUUAUUAUUAUUAUCAUUAUUGUCGUGAUGAUUUUCCCGCAAAAGAGGCGAUGAAAAGCACAAAAGGAAGGGCUUAGAAGAAGCGGCGAAAGGAGGGCCCUUUUCAUGACUACAGUACCCCCUCGGCUUAUUUCCUUUUGCCAGCCACAACGCCUACAACGCCCUUUAUUGCCUCGUAAAAAUCGCGCCUUUUCAAUCCAUCACCAGUGCUUUACAUCGGAAAUUUUCGGAAUACUUUUCCGGAUGAGGGACCUGAAAUUUACUAAUUUUUUUAGAAACAUCAUUCAAAGUUUUGAAUCUGUUCUUCUUUCAACUUUGCUUUCAGACACAAGGUCGAUCGACCAUGCGAAGAAGAAAAUAAUCCCGAAAAAGCCGUGUGCAAUAUUUGCACACUCUGGUACCAGCCCAAAAAGGUUUAAAAGAAUGCCGCAAAGUUGGCAAGUGGGCACUUGAUUGCGUAAUUACGGUAGGGAUUACUGUAGGUCGGUGUCGCAGGUGGGGCUCCGAACUUGGUCUGAUUAUGCAACAAGACGAUUCGUGUUGAAGAAGGUCGUCGUAAAAUUAUCAUGUUCUGUGAGGAGGUAGGGUCUAAUCUGGACAAAAUUUUUUUCAGCACAAGAGAAAGUUUCAGGCAGCUCCGUUGGCCAAUUUGUACGGGUUUUUGGUAG
Messenger RNA from Caenorhabditis sp. 36 PRJEB53466, 1833 nucleotides. NCBI's taxonomy places the organism in Eukaryota, Metazoa, Nematoda, Chromadorea, Rhabditida, Rhabditidae. The record is from the annotation of a GenBank genome assembly.